GUCCCCAACACCAAGUCCCCGGAGCAGCGACGCGAGUGAGUGUUCCUCGAGUCCCGAUGUGGGAGGCAACCAGCCUGCUUUUUCUAGGAGUUCUAAAGGGAGCACGCUCCCCGGUCCCCGGGGCCCCCACCUGUAGUCUCUGACUCCCUCUCCACCUCGGACCCCAGGAGCCUGACUCCUACCUGCCGCGCCCCCCAACUGCGCACCUGCGGGAGUCGUGAAGUCGGAAACUCCCCGAAGGCAGCGGAGCCCCUGGCCGCCUCCCCAUGCCCGAGGCGAUGCAGGCGGAGAGCGAGGACGCCGAGCUGCGCUGCCGCGUGGCGGUGGAAGAACUGAGUCCCGGGGGGCAGCCGCGGAGGCGCCAGGCCCUGCGCUCGGCCGAGCUGAGCCUGGGGCGCAACGAGCGGCGGGAGCUGCUGCUGCGGCUGCGGGGCUCCGAGCCCGGGGCGCCCCCCCGCUGCUUCCCGCUGCGCGCCGCCCGCCUCUUCACGCGCUUCGCUGCCGCCGGCCGCAGCACCCUGCGCCUCCCCACCGACGGCGCGCCCCGGCCCGGCGCGGUGCAGCUGCUGCUCUCCGACUGCCCGCCCGAGCGCCUGCGCCGCUUCCUGCGCACCCUGCGCCUCAAGCUGGCCGCCGCGCCCGGGCCCGCGCCCGCCUCGGCCCGCGCCCGCCUGCUCGAACCGCGGCCCCGCGACUUCGUGACCGUCAGCCCCGUGCAGCCGGCCGAGCUGCGUCGCGCCCUGGGCCCCCGGGCCCCCGAGUCCGUGCCCGCGCCGUCCGCCCCUGAGCCCCGGGAGGAAGCCCGGCCCCGCACGGAAGCCCAGCGAUGGCCCCUGCCAGUCAAGAGGCUGAACUUACCUCCAGGCAAACCGCAGCUUUCUGAGGAGCAGGCGGCUGUGCUGAGGCUGGUGCUCAAGGGCCGGAGCGUCUUCUUCACUGGGAGCGCAGGCACAGGCAAGUCCUAUCUGCUGAAGCGGAUCCUGGGCUCCCUGCCCCCCACGGGCACCGUGGCCACUGCCAGCACAGGGGUGGCGGCUUGCCACAUCGGGGGCACUACCCUCCAUGCCUUCGCAGGCAUUGGCACAGGCAGGGCACCCCUGGAGCAGUGCGUGGCCCUGGCCCGGAGGCCCGGCGUGCGGCAGGGCUGGCUCAGCUGCCAGCGGCUCGUCAUCGACGAGAUCUCCAUGGUGGAGGCUGAGUUCUUCGACAAGCUGGAGGCUGUGGCCAGAGCCGUGCGGCAGCAGGACAAGCCCUUCGGGGGCAUCCAGCUCAUCAUCUGCGGGGAUUUCCUGCAGCUGCCACCUGUCACCAAGGGCCUCCAGCCCCCGCGCUUCUGCUUCCAGGCCAAGAGCUGGAGACGGUGUGUUCCCGUGAUCCUAGAGUUGACCGAGGUGUGGCGGCAGGCGGACCAGACUUUCAUCUCCCUGCUGCAGGCUGUGCGGCUGGGCAGGUGCUCAGAGGAGGUGACCCGCCAGCUCCGUGCCACGGCUGCCCACAAGGUGGGGCGAGAUGGCAUCGUGGCCACCAGGCUUUGCACCCAUCAGGACGACGUGGCCCUCACAAAUGAGAGGUGUCUGCAGGAGCUGCCGGGGGAGGUGCACAGCUUUGAGGCCAUGGACAGUGACCCUGAGCAAGCCCGGACCCUGGACGCCCAGUGUCCCGUCAGCCAGCUCCUGCAGCUCAAGUUGGGGGCCCAGGUCAUGCUGGUGAAGAACUUAGCCGUGACCCGGGGCCUGGUCAACGGGGCCCGCGGGGUGGUGGUCGGCUUUGAGACCCAGGGCCGAGGGCUGCCCCAGGUGCGCUUCCUGUGUGGGAUCACGGAGGUCAUCCGAGCCGACCGCUGGACAGUGCAGACUUCAGGGGGGCAGCUCCUCAGCCGCCAGCAACUGCCCCUCCAGCUGGCCUGGGCCAUGUCCAUCCACAAGAGCCAGGGCAUGUCUCUGGACUGUGUGGAGAUCUCUCUGGGCCGUGUGUUUGCCAGCGGCCAGGCCUACGUGGCACUAUCCCGGGCCCGCAGCCUGCAGGGCCUCCGCGUGCUGGACUUCGACCCUGCGGUGGUCCGAUGUGACCCCCGUGUGCUGCUGUUCUACGCCCGUCUGCGGCGUGCCAGGGGCCUCUGUGGGGAUGCCCCCAGCAAUGAGGAGGAAGAGGAGACAGCGUCAGACCAGGAGAAUGUGGACCCGAACCUCUGAGUUGCACAGACAGACGGACAGACACACAGACAGAUGAGGUCUCCCAGCCUGCGGUGGCUCCUCCCUCCCCACUGUGGGCUGAGUACCUGGGGACAACUCAGGACCAGCCUCCUUGGCAGAGCUCAAGGGAGAAGGUGUCCCACCUGCUGGCCAGCCAUGCCUCAGUUUCUCCCCUGGCCGCAGGGAAAGGAGAAAUGCCUUCCAUGCCGGUUGGGCGUGGGCCUGAGGUGGCCCCACUCUCUCCGCCAGGGCUGGCUAUACAUAGUGUUCUGAGUGCCACCCCUGGGUCCUGGGAGGUGGGACAGCCCAGGAGCAGGAACAGUCUGGGGAGGGAACAGAGCAGUCAGUGCCUGGAGGAGGCUUGAGCUGGGGCUCUCUGGGUAGCUUCUUGCUACGUGUGUAGCCCAAACUUGAGCCCUGGAACCAGUCAGGAUCAUCGGUGCUAGAGGUUUUUGUGUUUGUUUUUUUUUUAAUAACUUAUUUUUUUAAAAUACUUCUUUUUUAUAUUUAUUUAUUUAUUCCCUUUUGUUGCCCUUGUUUUAUUGUUGUUGUAAUUAUAUUAUUGUUGUUGUUGUCAUUGUACUAACACAGUGUGUUUAUUAAGUUCUUAAAAAAUAUAUGACUUGUACAUGUUUUCAGUGAUUACUAUUCUUUGAUACAGUUUUAAUUUUGAUGAGGUUUAGUUUAGCUGAUUUUUCUUUGUUGCCUGUGCUUUUUUCAGGCAUAGAAGGAAAUCUUUGUGAAAUCCAGUGUUAUGAAGCUUUCCCUCAUUUGCUUUUUU
Molecule: messenger RNA, 2973 nt
Organism: Erinaceus europaeus (western European hedgehog)
Lineage: Eukaryota; Metazoa; Chordata; Mammalia; Eulipotyphla; Erinaceidae
Gene: PIF1
Product: PIF1 5'-to-3' DNA helicase
Exons: 13
Coding region: 267-2192 (641 amino acids)
Biological process (GO): DNA repair; telomere maintenance
Molecular function (GO): DNA helicase activity
Source: RefSeq, a predicted model, not a curated record